CGUUCGCUUCUUGACGCUUAAGCGUCGCCUCUUCGAGAAGCAAAUCCAAGGCGACUUUGACAAAUACACGCUGCGCAUGUCCUGGCCACACACUCGAGGGGGAAUGAUCGAAAUGCGUGCCAUGUGCCUGCUGUAUCGCCGCAAUCUACGAAUACAUGAGUUCAACAAACCAUCUGUGGUGAUCACCUACAGCAAGAAGUUUGGACAACUCUUUACCAUCUACUACACGUCGCAGCAUCACUUUGAAAUUGUCUACACAAACUCUUACUACAAGACAGCAGCUGCAGCUCAGGCAAUUUGCUACAAGUUGAUUUUCAAACAACUCUUAAGAAUGCCUGAUGUCGAGUUGGCUGUGCAGCACAUGCUCUUCCCUAGCACCUACAAGAAGUCAUCUGUAAUACAUUUCGGAGAUAAGCUAGUAUUUCGGAAUGGCCACAGCAUCCCAUUGGAUAAGCCUCAGCAAACAAACUGCAUGCUGAUCAACGAGUUGCAGUGCAACUUCCACAAUGGCCAUUCGAGUGUGUCCUGUAUGAGGAAGUUGCUUCAUGAACACUGCGUGCCGUUCUCCUUUCAGGUGGCCAAGUCGCUGCAUCCCCAAUUCUAUCGCAAUGUGGAACUUGAUGUCUAUCGUAACACGAAUUUGCAUGUGGGCGACAAGUGUGUCGUGUCGAUAACCAAACGCUGCUUCGAUUGUUACAUACAGAGCAUUGACUUGGACACACGCUCUUGCUGCGUCUACGUUGUUCACUGGUGCCAAAUGGUCAAAGUGUCGCUGUCCAAAGUGCGUCGAUCGCCGCUAGACGAGUUUCGGCACAACUCCGAGGAGAAGAUGCUUAUGAGCAACUGCUUGGGCUGUGUGAGCUGGACACAAGUUUUAUUAUUUACCAAGACUGCAGCUCAGUUCAGCUCAGGCAAACGUGAGCAGUCGAUGUUGCCUCUUAAGGUGCAUCAACAGCAACAUCAAGGACAGUUGCAGCAGUCGUCUACUUCCACUUUUAACUUUGCUAUGCAGCACUAG
Drosophila albomicans is the source of this 1018-nucleotide messenger RNA. RefSeq names its product protein ovarian tumor locus. The transcript has 2 exons. The record is from RefSeq and is a predicted model, not a curated record. NCBI's taxonomy places the organism in Eukaryota, Metazoa, Arthropoda, Insecta, Diptera, Drosophilidae. Bases 77 to 1018 code for a protein of 313 amino acids.